GUCAGUGUGACACUUCCUUUUCUCGUUGCGUUUGAAACGACAGAAACGUAUUUGUAAGGUUCUCCCUCUUUGUCCUUAAACUUCCACCCGAAAUCCCUGAUCACUUUUCAAGAUGGUGAGGGAGGACAAAGCAUCAUGGAAAGCCAACUAUUUCCUUAAGCUCGUUCAGCUCUUUGAUGAGUACCCCAAGUGCUUCUUGGUGGAGGCCGACAAUGUGGGCUCUAAGCAGAUGCAGCAGAUCCGCAUGAUGCUCCGAGGCAAGGCCGUCAUCCUCAUGGGCAAGAAUACCAUGAUGCGCAAGGCUAUCCGCGGGCAUCUGGAGCAAAACCCGGCCCUGGAGAAGCUGUUGCCGCAUAUCCGAGGCAACGUGGGAUUCGUGUUCACCAAGGACGAUCUGGGAACCAUUCGCGGAGCCCUCUUGUCCAACAAGGUCAAGGCCCCGGCUCGGGCCGGCGCCAUUGCCCCUUUGGAUGUGGUCGUGCCCGCGCAGAACACCGGGCUCGGACCCGAGAAGACCUCGUUCUUCCAGGCCUUGAACAUCCCCACUAAGAUUACCAAGGGAACGAUCGAAAUCGUCCAAGACGUGAACCUGUUGCGGACCGGCGACAAGGUGGGUCUGUCCGACGCCACCCUUCUCAACAUGUUGAACAUCUCGCCCUUCAACUACGGUUUGAUUGUCAUCCAAGUGUACGACUCGGGCACCAUCUUCGAUCCCAAGAUUCUGGACAUCACUGAUGCCGACCUCAAGGCCAUGUUUGCCCGAGGUGUGGCCAAUGUGGCCGCCGUCUCCAUGAAGAUCAAGUAUCCCAACAUGGCCUCGGCUCCGCACAUGAUGGUCAACGGUUUGAAGAACUUGCUCUCGGUGGCCGCCGUCACCGAUGUUUCGUUCAAGGAGGCUGAGAUGCUCAAGGCCUUCUUGGCCGACCCCAGCAAGUUCGCCGCCGUGGCUGCCCCCGCUGCGGGUGGCGCUCCGGCCGCCGAUGCCGCUGCUGGCAAGAAGGCGCCCGAGCCCGAGUCCGAAGAAGAGGAUGACGAUAUGGGAUUCGGCUUGUUCGACUAACUUCCCCGUCCUUGACCCAUGGUACGAGGACUUGGCGUUCUCAUCAAUACAUGGCGAAGAGCUUA
Tigriopus californicus is the source of this 1125-nucleotide messenger RNA. RefSeq names its product large ribosomal subunit protein uL10-like (gene RpLP0). The coding region runs from base 113 to 1060 and encodes 315 amino acids. Gene Ontology annotation, molecular function: structural constituent of ribosome; large ribosomal subunit rRNA binding. The transcript has 2 exons. Gene Ontology annotation, biological process: cytoplasmic translation; ribosome biogenesis; ribosomal large subunit assembly. The record is from RefSeq and is a predicted model, not a curated record. Gene Ontology annotation, cellular component: cytosolic large ribosomal subunit. NCBI's taxonomy places the organism in Eukaryota, Metazoa, Arthropoda, Copepoda, Harpacticoida, Harpacticidae.